GAAAAAGAAGAAAAUUUGAGGUUCUCGAUAUAUGUCAUCAUUCAACAGCUGAACAUUGAGGUUGAAGUUACCGGUACUAUAGUAUAAUUGAAGACAUUAUUUUAAAUAAAAAAAUAAUAAAACAAUUUCAAAAUGGAUGAAGGUUGGGAUGAUGAUGCACCAGUAGUUGUAUCACAAUCUUGGACUUCAAAGAGAAAUGAUGAACAAGAUGGAUGGGCAAAUGAUGAAAAACCUUCAUAUCAAUCACGUAACUGGGGAGGUGAAAAUAGGUAUGCCUCACAAAACCAACAAUUUCAAAACUCCAGUAGAUCUGAGCAGAGGAAUUGGAGAGACAGUAAAUUUAAUCAGAGUAGCAAUAAAGAUAAUAAAUUUAAUCGGAAUAACAGAAGAGAUCAACAUUUUCAAAGGAAUAGAUCUGAUGAAAAAUGUGAAGUGCUCCGUGUAGCUUCAAAAAAUAUUGGCAAGAUAAUUGGACGUGGGGGCUCGAAAAUUAGUGAAUUACAAACAGUAUCAGGAGCUAGAAUUCAAGUAACUAGAGAAACAGAGGGUGAUGAAACUGUCAUUAAAUUCUUUGGCACUGAUGAAACCAUUGAAAAAGCCAAGAAUCUUAUAGACGAACUAACAACAGAAAAAAUUAAAAUAUAUGAAGUUAAAGAUUUGCCUCCAGAACCUCCAAAGCCAAAUGUUGAUUGGAAACAGUUUCUAAAAGAUUGUGAAGAAGCGGAAAAACGAGAGUGGGCUAAAUACCCUCCUAUUAUAAAACAAUUUUAUCGGGAGCAUCCCGAAGUUACUAGAAUGACAGAAGACCAAGUAAAACAAUUUAGAUUGGAAAAUAAUAAUAUUGUAGUUGACAGGACGUUUAAAAAGGAAGAAAGUUUACCCAUUCCUAAACCAUGUCCUGAAUUCUACCAUGCUUUUCAUCAGUAUCCAGAAAUUCUAGAAGAAAUUCGAAAGGCGGGGUUUGAAAGACCGUCUCCAAUUCAAGCACAAGCUUGGCCUGUACUGUUGAGUGGAGAGGAUUUAAUUGGUAUAGCACAAACUGGAACUGGUAAGACGUUAGCAUUUUUACUACCAGCUUUGAUACAUAUUGAUGGACAAACAACUACUCGGGAACAAAGGAAAGGACCAGCUGUUUUAGUGAUGGCUCCAACUAGAGAACUGGCACUGCAAAUUGAUAAGGAAAUUAAAAAAUACCAGUACAAAAAUAUCAAUUCAGUGUGUAUAUACGGUGGCGGUAAUCGUCGUGAACAAGUGCAAGUUGUUACUGACGGAGUAGACAUAGUUAUAGCAACACCCGGACGGAUGAAUGAUUUAGUAGCAGCAGGCCAUUUGAACGUCAAGAGUGUAACUUAUGCUGUUCUCGACGAAGCCGAUAGAAUGUUGGAUAUGGGUUUUGAACCCCAAAUUCGAAAAGUCAUGUACUCGAUAAGACCGACGAGACAAACUAUUAUGACUAGCGCUACUUGGCCACCGGGCGUUAGACGUUUAGCCGAAUCCUACAUGAACGAUCCAAUUCAGAUUUACAUCGGUACAUUGGAUUUGGCAGCAACUCAUAGCGUUUCACAAAUUAUUCAGAUGUUGCCUGAUGAUGAUAAUGUUAAGAUGGAAACGUUUAUGAAUUUCGCGCGAAAUCUGACUCAAGAUGAAAAGGUUAUAGUUUUUUGUGGGAGGAAAUCUAGAGCUGAUGAAUUAUCAGCGGAACUGGCUCUAGCAGGUGUACAAUGUCAAAGUUUACACGGUGAUAGAGAUCAGGCAGAUCGAGAACAAGCUCUUCUAGAUAUAAAGGACGGUACAGUUCAAAUAUUGAUAGCAACAGAUUUAGCUUCCAGAGGAUUAGACAUUGAUGAUAUAACCCACGUAGUCAAUUACGAUUUCCCUAGAAAUAUUGAAGAAUAUGUACAUCGUGUCGGUAGAACAGGACGUGCUGGUAAAUUUGGAAAAUCUAUAAGCUAUUUAACAAAAGCUGAUUGGGCUCAAGCAUCAGAACUCAUAAAAAUUUUAGAAGAAGCAGAACAGCUCGUUCCUCAAGAGGUGUACGAUAUGGCAGAUAGAUAUGCAAUAUGGAAAGAAAAAAAAGACAGGGAGAGAGAUAGUGGUCGAGGAGGGAGAGGUAGAGGCACUAGACGUUGGUAAUCUCAGAUAAUAUGUAAUUUUUUUUACUUUAUUGCAUUUAUAAAUUUAAUUUAAGUUAUAUAGUUGUAUUCAAAUGUCAUUUUGAAGAGAUAUUUGACUUCUUCUCAUCUGAUUAAUAACAUAAUGCGUAUCUUCUUCUUCUUUUUUAUCGUUAUCCUGAUAAAUAUCGAGAUUCUGACCGCAUCGAUAGUAACCAUUCUAAAAUAUAAAUUUUUUUGGUGAAUUUCUUACUAUUUGUAUAAACGCAUGAAUUAAACUUUAUAAAAUUGUUAGUAUCAUAAUAUACGAGGAAGAAAAAGUACAAAUUUUUCUCAAGAAAUAUUUUUUGUUUAAAAAUUUUUAUAUAAUUGAAAUUAUUGCUUUCCUUUCUUUAUAUUUCAAAACCGUUUAUAAAUAAAUUGAAUUAUACAAUUUUAUAUUU
Diorhabda carinulata is the source of this 2554-nucleotide messenger RNA. RefSeq names its product probable ATP-dependent RNA helicase DDX43. NCBI's taxonomy places the organism in Eukaryota, Metazoa, Arthropoda, Insecta, Coleoptera, Chrysomelidae. Gene Ontology annotation, molecular function: RNA helicase activity; ATP binding; RNA binding. The transcript has 9 exons. The record is from RefSeq and is a predicted model, not a curated record. The coding region runs from base 133 to 2133 and encodes 666 amino acids.